AUGCAAAUGUCCAGCGCACGGAAAUCCAGGAAGUAGUCAUGUACGGGAUCACGGAAAAACUUGGAGCACUGCAGCAAACAUCACAGCCACCAAGGAAUAUGCUUUUGAGGCCUCUCCGAUUAUGAAAUCGAAGGCCUCCCGCAUACAUUAUGUACUCAGAUAAGAACUGUUUUUACCAUACUCAAUGCAACAUUUUUGAGUUUCUGAUGAUUAUCUGAUUAUUAUAUCGUAAUCGUAAUCAGGUGUAAUAACAGAGCUUUUAACAAAGCUUUUUCGAAGAGCUGGAGAUUAUUUUAUUAAAGAGUAAAUAAAAUGGCAUGUUCUACCGUACGGUAUGGAAUUGGAGUAACGAGAGAGUUGGGAAUGGACAUGCAAAAUUUUGGUGCGAAAAAAACUUGUCUGAUGACAGAUCCUUAUUUGGUGACUUUAGAUCCCGUGAAAACUGCUAUUAACAGCCUUUCUAAAUACGGAAUUCAAUUUGAGAUUUAUGAUAAAGUACGCGUAGAACCAACUGAACAAAGUUUACAAGACUCGAUUGAGUUUGCCAAGCGUGGAAAGUUUGAUGCUUUCAUAGCGGUCGGUGGUGGUUCUGUGAUGGAUACCUGCAAAGCAGCAAACUUGUACAGUUCCGAUCCAAACGCUGAAUUUUUGGAUUAUGUAAACGCGCCGAUCGGGAAAGGUAAACCGAUCCUGGUUCCUCUGAAACCACUCAUCGCUGUUCCGACAACCUCUGGUACCGGUUCUGAAACAACUGGAGUAUCCAUCUUCGAUUACCGUCCGUUAAAGGCCAAAACGGGGAUCGCAAACAGAUCACUACGUCCGACAUUGGGAAUUAUUGAUCCUAAGCAUACUCUGACGUUACCAGAGAAAGUGUGCGCCUAUUCUGGUUUUGAUGUGCUCUGCCAUGCUUUGGAAUCCUUCACGGCAAUACCCUAUACAGAGAGGACGCCUUGUCCACCAAAUCCAAUUCUAAGACCGGCUUAUCAAGGUAGCAAUCCUAUCAGCGAUGUCUGGGCACGAUAUGCUCUUCAAGUUAUGCGCAAAUAUUUCGAAAGAGCAGUUUACAAUCAAGAUGACUUGGAAGCGAGGAGUCAUAUGCAUUUAGCAAGUACAAUGGCAGGCGUUGGUUUUGGAAAUGCUGGUGUUCAUCUCUGUCAUGGACUUUCGUAUCCUAUCAGCGGAAAUGUUCGAAAUUUCCAACCAAAAGGAUACAGCAAUGAUCAUCCAAUAAUUCCUCACGGUCUAUCUGUAGUGAUUUCGGCACCAGCCGUAUUUUCCUUUACCGGAAGUGCAUGUCCAGAGAGGCAUCUGGAAGCUGCGGAAUUGCUCGGCGCAGACGUUAAAAAUGCCAAGCGGGCUGAUGCCGGGAAAAUUUUGGCUGACACUGUAAGAGAAUACAUGCGGAUUAUGAAAGUCGAAAAUGGUUUGACAGAACUCGGCUUUAAGAAAGAAGACAUUCCCACGUUAGUUCAAGGCACUUUGCCACAGCAUCGCAUCACGAAAUUGGCGCCACGUGAACAAUCUGAGGAGGAUCUUGGGCAAUUAUUCGAAAAUUCAUUUACCAUUUAUUAAUCAUUUAACGUUUACAAAGUUAACGUUUCAAAGUUAACUAUAACUGUAAAUAAGAUU
This is a messenger RNA of Monomorium pharaonis (pharaoh ant), 1629 nucleotides long. RefSeq names its product probable hydroxyacid-oxoacid transhydrogenase, mitochondrial (gene T3dh). The coding region runs from base 313 to 1572 and encodes 419 amino acids. Gene Ontology annotation, molecular function: alcohol dehydrogenase (NAD+) activity; metal ion binding. The record is from RefSeq and is a predicted model, not a curated record. NCBI's taxonomy places the organism in Eukaryota, Metazoa, Arthropoda, Insecta, Hymenoptera, Formicidae. Gene Ontology annotation, cellular component: mitochondrion. The transcript has 8 exons.